This is a messenger RNA of Ipomoea triloba (trilobed morning glory), 1533 nucleotides long. Its product is annotated as vinorine synthase-like. The coding region runs from base 10 to 1359 and encodes 449 amino acids. The transcript has a single exon. The record is from RefSeq and is a predicted model, not a curated record. Lineage: Eukaryota; Viridiplantae; Streptophyta; Magnoliopsida; Solanales; Convolvulaceae.
GCAGUGAAAAUGAUUGAGAUAGUUUCAGCAGAACUGAUCAAACCAUCUUCACCCACACCGCCAUCCCUCCAACGCCUCAGUUUCUCCAUGUUAGAUCAGCUCUCGCCGUCAAACUACGUGCCCAUGGCGUUCUACUACCCGGCGGCCGAGGGCGAUUCGCCAACAACAAUUUCAGUCCAACUACUCAAAACAUCCUUGUCCCAAAUCCUCACCAAGUUUUACCCUUUGGCGGGCAGAAUUAACGGCAAUGCGUGGAUCGAUUGCAGCGACCAAGGGGCGGCGUUUGUCGUGGCCCGCGCGAGUUGUCCGCUGUCUAGCUUUCUUGUCCGAGGCUCUGAACCCGAAUCGGCAAGACGGGUCCUCCCAAUUGGGGUGGAAACCAAUGAUCCCUUCAGGGGUUGCGCUCUGAUCAUUCAGAUGACAAUGUUCCCGUGCGGUGGUGCGGUGAUUGGCGUGCGCGUUUGUCAUAAGAUCUGCGACGCCUCCUCGCGUACGGUCUUUGUCAACGCGUGGGCCGCCGUCUGCCGUGGCGACACCCACGUCACGGCGGCCCCGGAGUUCAUCUCCACAAAACUCUUCCCUCCACCGCCACCGCCGCUGCCAAACCGUGAUGGUAAUCCUCGCCAGCAGACUAUCACAUCGCCAUCCCGGGCUCUCGAGCUCAAGCGAGACGAGAGCCUGAUGACCAAGAAGUACGUCUUUAGUGCCUCUAGCGUCUUGGCUCUAAAGGCCAAAGGCGCAAGCGAGCAAGUGCCGAAACCCUCCCGCGUCGAAGCCGUGACGGCACUCCUAUGGAAAUGCGCGAUAAAGGCUCGGAAAACAUCGCACAAUAAUCACCCUAUUCAUUCCGUGAUGACCCAAGCUGUUAACCUGCGGAAAAGGCUCCAUCCUCCCCUCCCCGAUUCUUGCAUCGGAAACUUAAUCCUCUGCUACGCCCCGUUCUACCAAAACCGCGACAGUACUAAUAACGAAGUCCCUGAAUUGCGAGAAUUGGUGGCUAUACUAAGGCGGGGGCUAUCCGAGAUGAGCGACAAGUACGUAGAAAGGCUUCGGCGAGGGGGGGACGAGGCGAAUCGCGCCAUAGCCGAGUGUUUCCGAGAGAUUGAGGAAAUCACGGGCGGAGAGGGCGCGGAAGUGUACAGGUUCACCAGUUGGUGCGGCUUUCCGAUAUACGAAGCGGAUUUCGGGGGCGGAGCGCCGGCGUGCGUGGGCAUUGCUGCUUCGCCGUUCAAGAAUGUGGGUGUGCUGAUGGACGCAAAGGACGGGUGUGGGGUUGAAGCGUGGUUGUGCUUGAGUGCUCAUGACAUGGAAUCCAUUGAUACUAACAACGACUUGCUGGCAAGUCUACAUUGUGAUUAAGGUAAAAAUUUAGAUUGAGAUGAAAAUGUAAUAGGAAUAAAAUGUUACUACCUGUAAAUGAGAGUAAAUGUAAUAGGAAUAAACUGUUACUACCUGUAAAUGAGAGUGGGUGUAAUUAAAAUUAUUACAGCCAUGGGCGGAGGCAGUAUUAACUGUAAAGUGUAAUCGGGUGCA